Molecule: messenger RNA, 1011 nt
Organism: Chrysoperla carnea
Lineage: Eukaryota; Metazoa; Arthropoda; Insecta; Neuroptera; Chrysopidae
Product: cathepsin B-like
Exons: 4
Biological process (GO): regulation of catalytic activity
Cellular component (GO): lysosome
Molecular function (GO): cysteine-type endopeptidase activity
Source: RefSeq, a predicted model, not a curated record
UUAUGGGUAUUAUUAAUAUUUGGCGGAACGCUAUGUCUAGGAUCUAGAUUUGAUUUUCAUCCAUUAUCCGAUACAUUUAUCAAUCAAAUCAAUAAACAUGUAUCAACAUGGACAGCUGGCAGAAAUUUUGCACCAGAUGUAUCAAUGAAAUACAUAAAGAGAUUGAUGGGAGUACAUCCCGAUUCACAUAAAUACCGUUUACCAGAAAAGGAGGAUCAUUUAUUUAUGCCAGCUAAAGCACUACCAGAAAAUUUUGAUGCACGUCAACAAUGGCCAAAUUGUCGAACAAUUCAAGAAAUUCGAGAUCAAGGCUCAUGUGGAUCAUGUUGGGCAUUUGGAGCUGUUGAAGCCAUUUCGGAUCGUUUUUGUAUCCAUUACAAUGGUACCAAUCAUUUUAGAUUUUCUGCAGAAGAAUUAGUUUCAUGUUGCGAAACGUGUGGAUUUGGAUGCAACGGUGGCUAUCCAAGUUUUGCUUGGCGGUAUUGGGUAAAAAAAGGCUUGGUCAGUGGCGGAGCAUAUGGUUCAAAUCAGGGAUGUCAACCUUACGAAAUUCAACCAUGCGAACAUCAUAUAAACGGUACACGUCCCGCAUGUAACGGCUUGGAUAAAACUCCAAAAUGUCAUUUAGAUUGUACAAACAAAGAUUAUAAGACUGAAUUCAGAAAGGAUUUACAUUUUGGUCAACGAGCGUACUCAAUCAGUAGUGAUCAAGACAAAAUUAAAAUGGAAAUUAUGCAAAAUGGACCUGUGGAAGCUUGCCUGACUGUUUACGAAGAUUUUUUACAAUAUAAAUCAGGUGUUUAUCAACACGUCCAAGGGAAAGUUUUAGGUGGCCAUGCAGUUAGAAUGUUAGGCUGGGGUGUUGAGAAUGGUACACCAUAUUGGUUAAUUGCAAACUCAUGGAACGCUGAUUGGGGUGACAAUGGAUAUUUUAAAAUAGUACGUGGAAUUGAUCAUUGUGGUAUCGAAUCUCAAAUUUCGGCUGGACUCCCUGCACAAAAAUUAAACUAA